UGACCAAGUCACGUGUCGGCUUCGCGGAAGUGGACCGAGCGUCUUCAAAGUCAUCUCAUGCCAUCAUCCAUGUACCUAACCUAUAGGUACCUUCAUUAAUUCUGGCACCCUGUAUAUCACAGUAUAAUCAACAAUCUUGUUACUUCCUCUUCUUUACUCCUCCUCCUCGUCGCCGACCACCAUACCCUCCGAGAGGCGUUCAAACUUCCAACUACUCUCUCUUCACCAUGGGUUGGUUCGGCCUCACCGCCGACAAGAAGAACCCCGCCGAUCCCGAACCUUCCAGCGAUGGCGGCUACGUCGCGCCCGACCGCUCCACGAGAGCAGUAUGCUACGAAAUGCGCGAUCAGUUCUUCCAAUGCCUCGACCGCCACGACAUCCUCGACAGCGUAAAAGAGGACGAGAAGGCGAAGAAGGUGUGCGGGCCGGAGCUGGCAGGGUUUGAAAAGAGCUGUGCGUCGAGUUGGGUGACAUAUUUCAAGAAAAGAAGAGUCUUUGAAUAUCAGAAGGAAGAGACGAUCAGGCGGCUGGAAGGCGAGGGUGCGGUGGGCAGGCCACCUCCCACCGCCGGCGGGAUUGCCACGACAGCUUUGAGAGGGAAAUGAAGAGUUGGAGCUGGGCAAAGGCCUGCGCACACCACGUCCAUCUCCACUCACAACGGAACGACGGGAGGAGGGUCGGUCUUCGGACGCAAUUG
This is a messenger RNA of Neohortaea acidophila, 697 nucleotides long. RefSeq names its product cytochrome oxidase c subunit VIb-domain-containing protein. Bases 228 to 605 code for a protein of 125 amino acids. The record is from RefSeq and is a predicted model, not a curated record. Gene Ontology annotation, biological process: mitochondrial respiratory chain complex IV assembly. Lineage: Eukaryota; Fungi; Ascomycota; Dothideomycetes; Mycosphaerellales; Teratosphaeriaceae. The transcript has 2 exons. Gene Ontology annotation, cellular component: respiratory chain complex IV; mitochondrion; mitochondrial intermembrane space.